Messenger RNA from Aspergillus caelatus, 2922 nucleotides. Its product is annotated as tannase and feruloyl esterase-domain-containing protein. The record is from RefSeq and is a predicted model, not a curated record. The transcript has 6 exons. NCBI's taxonomy places the organism in Eukaryota, Fungi, Ascomycota, Eurotiomycetes, Eurotiales, Aspergillaceae. Bases 1 to 2922 code for a protein of 973 amino acids.
AUGAAGGCCUUAUUGUGGCUAACCCUUCUCGGCGUAAACAUAUCCUUUGUUUCAGCCGCAGGGAUUGAUUUCCCAGCCUCAUGCCAAGCCUUUUCACCCGAUACGAGGGCUGCGAACGCACAUCGUGAGUUCAUUGAAUAUGUGCCCGCGGGGACGAAUCUCAGUCUUCCGUACAAUGAUGCGACAUGUGCUCGCCCGUAUCAGAUUGUCCCGGUGGACGUUUGCCGUGUCGCAUUGUAUGUGGAGACAUCCAUCAGAUCGGGCGUUACCACAGAAGUCUGGCUACCUCGAAAUUGGACGGGAAGGUUCUUGGGGACUGGAAAUGGUGGUAUCGAUGGUUGUAUAAAAUAUGAGGAUUUGGCGUACGGAGCCGCAAGUGGAUUCGCUGUUGUCGGCUCGAACAACGGGCACAAUGGCACGACCGCCGCCUCUUUUUAUCAAAAUUCGGAUGUCCUUGCGGACUUCGCUUGGAGAGCCACAGUGAUAGGCAAACAAGUCACUCAGGCAUUCUAUGGGCAAUCUCAUACAAAAUCAUAUUAUCUGGGUUGCUCUUUGGGUGGACGGCAGGGUAUGAAUUCCGCAGUGGAAUUCCCCGACGACUUCGACGGCAUUGUUGCCGGCUCACCAGCACUGGACUUCAACAAUCUUGUCUCUUGGAGAGCAAGCUUCUUUCCUAUUACAGGUUCCGCUGACUCCACUAACUUCAUAAAUGUAUCAACAUGGAAGAACCUAAUCCACUCUGAAGUACUGGCACAGUGCGAUACACUUGACUGUAUCGAUGACGGUAUCAUCGAGGAUCCCACUUUGUGCCAUUUUCGUCCAGAAGUAUUAAUAUGUACGAAGGAAAAGAUAAAUAACUGUCUGAGCAUUGAGCAGGUAGAGAUCGUGCAGAAGGUGUUUAGUCCGAUGUAUGGUGAAAAUGGGCAACUGAUAUUCCCAUCAAUGCAACCAGGGAGCGAGCUAGAGGCCGCAGACAAGCUUUAUGCUGGAAAGCCAUUCAGUUAUUCUAAAGUCGCGGAUGACUUGAAUCCCCAGGAUAUCAGGACCUGGCCGAACGACCUGUCAAAGUACGAAGAGAGAGGAGGAAAGAUAAUCACCUUUCAUGGACAGCAGGAUGGUAAGAUCACCAGCUUCAACACGGAGCGAUUUUACAAUCAUCUUUCGACCGCCAUGAACAUGUCUUCGUCCGAGCUUGACCAUUUCUUCCGCUUUUUCCGCAUCUCAGGCAUGUCCCACUGUAGCUCAGGCCCAGGAGCAUGGGCAUUUGGGCAGGGCGGUAGCCCUGCUCCAACAAUGACACCGUUUAACAGACAUGAGAAUAUCCUGGCUGCGUUGGUCGCUUGGGUGGAACUCGGGGUAGCCCCAGAGACCAUUACGGGGACAAAGUACCCGCCAGCUGAACCGUCCCAGGCGAAACCUGCCCACUCUACCGUCUCUGUCGACAGUCUUGGUGAGAUCAAAAAGCAGUCUACUCCCGAGGCGAAGCAACGCGCUGGUGAUGAGAAGACCCCUAAGGAGAGACACCAUGCGAACCAGAAAAAGCACAGUGACAUUGAUGGAGGAACUGGCAUCUCUCAGAACCAGGAUCAGUCGGUUAGCAUUGGAUACCGUGGCUACCCGCUCUUCUGGUUCCUCCCUGAGCGAUUUGCAGCUCACGCCUAUCGACCCACCGAUAUUCUGUCUUUCUCGGAGUCCCCGCCCGAAAUACCUUCCUACAAGGAACCUAGACUGGGUACAGUUCCGGUUGGCAUGGUGAUGAACGUCCCAGAUCAUGUGGAUGAGAGUGCUGGUAUCAGAGCUCGUGUGGCAUUUGAUGUUGCAGUCUUACACGUUUCCCUUGAGCCCCCCUUUUGGACCAUUGCUAGCAGGACCGGUAGACUUCUGAAUAGCGCAGACUACUGCCUUGACCCAAGAUUUGUCACUGAGAAACUGAGCCUAAUCAAGAUCAGAGAGAUGAUACAGACUCACAUAAUCGAAUUGACCACCUAUCGCCAUAGAUUCCUCUUGUUGUUACGUUCUUGGCGCAAAGAACGAAGGCUCUGGGAGGUUCGACUAGCGCUAUCUCAGAUCAGACGGGGCAACGACUCGAUAUUCCAACAUCCCCUGACCCAUGAAGAUCUCGACCAUCUCUGCCUUUGGUAUAGAGAGCAACAAGCAGCUGAGGACCGUGGAGAGAUUGACCCAUCCUCGUUUGGCCGGGUUACUGGCAUGGUGAAUCCGUGUGCUAAGGAAAUACAACCUAACUUGCAGGGCGGUUUUGUGAACGAUGCUAUUUUCACUCGAUUCGAGAAGCUCAAAGAGGCUAUAAGGGGCGUUAUUGCUAGGAUCAAUACAUUGCAGGCCCAUGAAGACGAGCAGCAGCGGCGCCAGCGGGAACAACGCGCCAAGCGGGAGCGAGGAGCACAUGAGAGUGGAAAUGAUGGUACGAGUCUUCCGGGAGAUGCCUUGCUGGUAGACUUCGAAUUUGAUACUGAGGACCCCUUCCCUUCAGCUCCAGUGAUAGACCCCCUGCCCAUUGACCUCGAGUAUCGCGCCGCAUACUACCACUGGCACGUCGAAAGAUAUGGUGUUUGGGCCACGAAAGGCUUGUUCAAGCGCGCGACCUAUCUUGACACAUUUCAGCUUGCACCUCCGAAUGAUCUUUCCUUCUUCGAUAAACCACGAGCAGAAUGGCCCCGAGGACACCAAGGUCUGCUCCCUGAACAUGUAGACUAUAUCGACGAUUUUCAGGUCCAUCCUUGGGGAAUACCAGCAACCCGCUUCACUCAAGCUCUCCGUCACCAGCCUCAGUAUACUGCUGAUGUCAUCUAUUCCAAAAAGGCGCGUAUGGCCCUCAAGAGUAUUGAGCUUUAUAUUCAAGACUGGCCUCUUCCAUGCGGUGUUCGCGGCGGUCUUUUAGAGGUUAUCCAGGAACUGCAGUGA